UAUGCUCUAGCAACAAGAAACAAAAUAAAAAUGUUAAAAUAUAGAUGAGAACCUCUUAUUUAUUUGGAACCUAAUCAUAAUUUCAAUAAAGUUAAAGUAAAUAUAGCUAAAAAUUAACUAAAACAGAUUCACUGCCAACUAAAGGGGAACAUGCUAAAGUAACAAUAAUCAUUGAUAAUAUAUUAGAAAAUAUUGCAAAAUUGGAACUAUAAAGAUCUUGCUGUGGUCUACACUAUUGCUUUCAAAUUACAAAAGGAACAUAAAAGAAUGAAUAUAGUUAAGUUAAGGAAUUAACUGCUUAGGAGAGAUUAGAGAGAUUUAAGAAACAUUGA
Paramecium pentaurelia is the source of this 332-nucleotide messenger RNA. NCBI's taxonomy places the organism in Eukaryota, Ciliophora, Oligohymenophorea, Peniculida, Parameciidae. The record is from the annotation of a GenBank genome assembly.